This is a messenger RNA of Scleropages formosus (Asian bonytongue), 2642 nucleotides long. RefSeq names its product 5-phosphohydroxy-L-lysine phospho-lyase (gene phykpl). The record is from RefSeq and is a predicted model, not a curated record. Gene Ontology annotation, cellular component: mitochondrion. NCBI's taxonomy places the organism in Eukaryota, Metazoa, Chordata, Actinopteri, Osteoglossiformes, Osteoglossidae. The transcript is spliced from 12 exons. Gene Ontology annotation, molecular function: transaminase activity; pyridoxal phosphate binding. The coding region runs from base 121 to 1467 and encodes 448 amino acids.
CAGGCGCGGUUUGCCCAUGCGCACUGAGGGUCCGCGCACUGUGACGUGACAGCGUCAAGGCAGAAGUCCAAGUGCAGCGCUGCGUGUCCGAGAUCGUUGUAAAGAAAAACUGAUAACAUCAUGUCAUUGGAGAAGUUCAGCAAAGAAACCACGCUUGAAAUGCGGAAAAAGCUGAUCGGGCACUCGUGUCGACUCUUUUUCUCUGAACACCCGAUGAAAAUAGUGAGAGCCAAAGGUCAGUAUUUGUACGACGAGCAGGGGCAGCGGUACCUGGACUGCAUCAGUAACGUUCAGCACGUUGGCCACUGCCACCCUGCCAUCACUCGGGCAGCAGCUGCACAGAUGGAUCUCCUCAAUACCAACACGCGCUUCCUCCACGACCACAUUGUGCAUUAUGCUACCCGACUGGCCGAAACGUUGCCGGACAAGCUGCGUGUAUUCUACUUUGUCAACUCAGGUUCAGAAGCCAAUGAUCUGGCUCUCCGACUGGCCCGGCAGUACACCCAGCACAACGAUGUCAUAGUACUUGACCAUGCGUAUCACGGCCACCUGACUUCCCUGAUUGACAUCAGCCCAUACAAGUUUCGGAAGUUGGGGGCACAAAAGGAAUGGGUGCAUGUAGCACCACUGCCAGACACAUACAGGGGCAAGUACAGGAAGGGUCAUCCAGAUCCUGGCCAAGCCUAUGCAGACACUGUGAAGGACUUGAUAGAGGACGUACAUAAGAAAGGCCACAAGAUUGCCGCAUUCUUUGUAGAGUCUCUGCCUAGUGUUGGAGGCCAGAUAAUCCUCCCCGAAGGUUACUGCAGAAAGGUAGCAGACUAUGUGCACGAAGCUGGCGGGGUGGUUGUGGCAGAUGAAGUGCAGGUUGGAUUUGGCCGUGUAGGGAGUUGCUUCUGGGGCUUCCAGCUGCAGGGUGAAGAUUUCUGCCCUGACAUUAUGACUAUGGGCAAGCCUAUGGGCAAUGGCCACCCACUCGCCUGUGUGGUGACCACCCAGGAGAUUGCCGACACCUUCACCGGCAACGGGGUAGAGUACUUCAACACGUUUGGUGGAAACCCUGUGUCCUGUGCCAUUGGAUUGGCUGUACUGGAUGUAAUUGAGGAGGAGGCCUUGAGGAGGAAUGCUAGUUUGGUUGGGGGGCAUCUUAAAGAGCUUCUACUUCACUUGCAGAGGAAACAUACCAUCAUUGGAGAUGUGCGUGGGGCUGGGCUAUUUGUGGGUUUGGAGCUGGUGAAGGACCAGGCACAGCUGACCCCAGCCACAGAAGAGGCAGCAAAGCUUGUGAGGAGGUUAAAAGAAGAAGAACUGAUCCUUGUGAGCACAGAUGGGCCAUGGGAGAAUGUCAUCAAGUUUAAACCUCCUAUGUGCUUCAGCAUAGAAGAUGCUGAGCUGGUGGCUGAAAAAAUAGAUGUUAUUCUUUUAGAUAUUGGGACUACAUCUCAAAGUAAGAUGAAAGAGACCUGAUUCACUUGGAAGAAAAACAACAAUCAGUCCUAUCAUACAGCUUUAGGAAUCCUUCCCUGAGAUUAAAUUACCCUCAAGUGUUCAUUUUACUGUUCAGUAUAUACUCAGACAAUCUACUUUAUACACCAUUUGCAAAAAACAAAAAAGCUUUUCAUUGGAAGUCAAAGUGUACAGUUUCUGUAGAGUUCAAGUUUUUACCUUACCUGAAGGUAAAUCAGUUCAAACAAAUGCACUCAGCAUGCCAUUAAUACAGACUGCUACCAUUUAGGAUAUUCAGCUUCCACUUCAAAUUGAUGAGUUGAGGCAUGGCUCCAAAACUCCCCAUUGAGAACUAAACCUCAAGGCCUAGUCCAACCCCCCACACCACUCCAAACAAGUUAAGUCAGCCUCUACAUCCGUCUCUGUAAACCCCCAAAGGCAAAAGAAAGUUUAUACAAAUUUAUGCCCACAAACUCAAUUCCUUCACAUGCUGCCAUGUUACUCAGAACCCACGCUGGCUGCCAGUGUCAGAACAACUUAACACUACCGCCAUAGUAUGCAAUAGCACAAACAUUACCAUUAUUCAGACAAAUUAACAGUAACCAGAAGCAUUACAGAAAUAAAGGAUGCACACGCAUAAUAUAAACAAAAGUUUAUUUCUAUCAAUUUGCCCAAGACACUAGAGGAAUGGGUUUCCAGUGAGAGGAGUGCUCUCUUACAUUUACAGGCUUUAGCUUAAUGUAAAGUUUACACUAUCAAAGCCACUUUAUUUGCAGACAAAAACGGGAGGAAAAAAAUUAGUAAAAUUCCUUAAAAGCCAGGAGGGAAAAUGCUGGUUGUCCUUAUCUACUAGCCAACUGCUGACAUUCACUACACAAGCUUACAAAUUAACUUGAUUAGUUUAAUCCCUUUUUAAUCUUCCCCUUCCCCAUUUUGUAGCCAUGCAAUUUGCAUUGACACUCAGCAUAAGGAAAAGCUAAGUUUAGAAACACUGGGAAAAAAAAACUCAAAUUGUUUAUUCAAAGAAAAGGCUAAGCUCUCAACUUGCUUUGUGGUAAAUCCAGUAGACAUGUAAAAUACAACCAUACAAUAACAUUAAAUCCAAGAAGGUACCAAAAAGUACAGUAAAAAUAUCACUUCCAUCUCUGGAAAUGUGUAUGAACACAAAAAAUAUAAAAUAAAAUGUGGAAAAGUGA